Chironomus riparius is the source of this 1325-nucleotide messenger RNA. NCBI's taxonomy places the organism in Eukaryota, Metazoa, Arthropoda, Insecta, Diptera, Chironomidae. The record is from the annotation of a GenBank genome assembly.
UUAUAAAAUUUUAAAUACAUUAAAUCGUCGUCCCGUGUGCAAAAAAUCAUUCUUGAACUUUGUGAUUAAAUCAACAAGUAAUAUUAACUAGAUAUGACUGAAGGAUCUAUAAUAACUUGUCUUGCUGCUGUUGCUUGGGCACCAAAGGAACCGCUAAAAAUUGAGAAAAUUCAAGUUGAGCCCCCAAGAGCAGGAGAAGUUAGAGUUAAAAUUUAUGCUACCGGAGUUUGUCAUACUGAUGCAUAUACACUAAGUGGUAUUGAUCCAGAAGGUCUAUUUCCAUGCAUUUUGGGUCAUGAAGGUGCUGGAAUUGUGGAAUCAGUUGGCGAAGGAGUCACACAGUUUAAGGCUGGAGAUCAUGUCAUUCCACUGUAUACACCUCAAUGUAAGGAAUGUAAUUAUUGCUUGAACAAGAAAACAAAUCUGUGCCAGAAAAUUCGUUUGACUCAAGGACGUGGUCUGAUGCCUGAUAAUACAAGCAGAUUUAGCUGCAAUGGAAAGACACUGUAUCAUUUUAUGGGAUGCUCAACAUUCAGUGAAUAUACAGUUGUUGCUGAAAUUUCAAUUUGUAAAAUUGCUGAUGCAGCACCACUCGAUAAAGUCUGUUUAUUAGGAUGUGGAAUUCCAACUGGAUAUGGAGCAGCUAUUAAUACAGCCGGCGUUGAAAAAGAUUCUGUUUGCGCUAUAUGGGGACUUGGUGCUGUUGGAUUGGCUGUUAUUAUGGGCUGUAAAGAUGCCGGUGCGAAGAAAAUCAUUGGAAUUGACAUUAAUCCAGAUAAAUUUAAUGUAGCAAAGAGUUUUGGUGCUACAGAUUUUGUCAAUCCAAAGGACUUAGGUGACAAGACAAUCCAAGAAUAUCUAUUUGAUAAUUUUGAUCAAGGACCUGAUUAUACAUUUGAAUGCAUUGGAAAUGUCCAAACUAUGCGUCAAGCUUUAGAAAGUGCUCAUAAAGGAUGGGGAGUAAGUGUUAUUAUCGGAGUAGCUGGAGCUGGCCAAGAAAUUUCAACUCGUCCAUUCCAACUUGUUACUGGUCGUGUCUGGAAAGGAACAGCAUUCGGUGGAUACAAGAGUGUUGAAAGUGUCCCAAAAUUAGUCGAUCGCUAUCUUGCUAAGGACUUUAAAAUUGAUGAAUUUAUUACACAUGAUUUACCAUUGGAUAAGAUUAAUGAGGCAUUUGAUUUGAUGCAUGACGGAAAGAGCAUUCGAGCUAUAAUUCACUUAAAUUAAAUUUAUUUGUGCUAAUUUUUUUAUGAAUUUUUAUGGGUUCUAAAUACUGUCGAUAUACUCACGACUUUUGAAUGAUAAUAAAAAAGUUGUUAAUCAAG